GGUUUUUCCUUUUGAGUUUUUUUUUUAUCUAUUCACAAUUUAUGAUAACAAAAACAAAUUCAAUGAAGCUGCAGCUACUCUGCUCUACCAUUUUCUUGCUUAAUUUUAUAGCAAGUACUCAUGGAGCUAUAUCUCCUGAAGUUUAUUGGAAAAUAAAAUUGCCUAACGCUCAAAUUCCAAAAGUGAUCAAAGAUUUACUUCCCCAAACAGAUGAUGACAUUCUUGGCACGAAGAAGAAAGUAUACUAUGGUUUACACCAACAUGGAGCCUGGAUUUUCCAUGCUGCUACCGACGAUGAGAUUCGCGAGAUUAAAACUGAGACCCCUACCCAAAGCGAUCAUCAAGAUAAUUUCCUUUACAAACCUUACUUCUUCGAAAAAGAAUUAGUAAAAGGGAAAGUCAUCAACUUUCCCUCUCUAAAGAACAAAAACGAAGCACCAUUUUGGCCUCGAAAUUUUGUGGAAUCUAUUCCCUUCUCAUCGAAAAAAAUCCCACAAAUUCUAAACUAUUUCUCAAUAAAUAACAACUCAAAAGACGCUAAAACAAUUGAGGAAACAGUCAAAGUAUGUGAAGAACCCGCGAUGAAAGGAGAGAAGAGAAAGUGUGCAACUUCUUUAGAGUCUAUGGUAGAUUUUGGGAUAUUCAUGCUUGGAACAAACGAUGUUAAGGUAGUUACAACAGAGGUUCAAGGGGAAAAUCAGAUGGUGCAAAAAUACACCAUUAAAGAAGUCGAACUCAUGGCUGAUGGACUUAAUAUGAUAUGCCACAAACUUAACUACGCGUAUGCAGUGCAUUUUUGUCAUGGUGGUGGAGGUACAAAGACGUAUAUGGUAUCGAUGAUCGGUGUUGAUGGAACUAAGGUUAAAGCAGUAUCAAUAUGUCAUAAAGAUACAUCUCUUUGGAAUCCAAAAGGAUUGCCUUUUGUAGUGCUUAAUGCUAAGCCUGGUGCUCCCUCUAUUUGUCAUUACCUUCAAGAUGAUCAAAUUGUUUUUCUCCCUUUUGUUUCAUAAGUUCGAUAUAAAUAUCAAGUGCGGGUAAGUAUAUAUAAUCCUAAAGUGCCCUUAAAAGAGUACUUUGGUUAUAGCCUUUGAGUACCUCUGUCUUUUCCUGUAAAUGUAUGUUUUUCACAAUAAUAAAUGGAAAUCAUUAUUUUGGCAACAUGUUAA
This is a messenger RNA of Solanum pennellii, 1166 nucleotides long. RefSeq names its product BURP domain-containing protein 5-like. The coding region runs from base 42 to 1010 and encodes 322 amino acids. The transcript has 3 exons. NCBI's taxonomy places the organism in Eukaryota, Viridiplantae, Streptophyta, Magnoliopsida, Solanales, Solanaceae. The record is from RefSeq and is a predicted model, not a curated record.